AUUUUACAACAUAGUAGAAGCGAAGAGAAGGAGAGUGUUUCAAUGGAAAUCAUUGAAAAUGCAAAACGAAGAUGCAGAGCUGCCAUAGAUCAGAUUGACAAUUUAUCCGGAACCCUUUCCUCCAAAAUCUCCGAUUCAUGCAAGAGAACUCUUAUCCGCUACGCCAAGACUGAGCUCUCUUUCCUUUCUCGAUUUGAUUCCUCCACCGCACCUCCAUCACUGAGUGUCAAUAUAGGUCAUCUCGAGGCUGUAUUGUACAUUCUUCAACAGCCAUUUGUGAAUGGAGUAUCUCGAGUCUGCAAACGAAUUCCUCCAACUUCUUGUCUGGGGAAGAGGAUGGGUUCUUCAUCAGAAGGCAUUCAUGUUGAUAUAGUAUCUACUGUCAAUGGAAAUCCUGUGUGGUUUAUUGUUUCCGACAGGAACCCUAAGUAUCUAUCUUGGAAUGGAUCCUGUCGGGACAAAGGUCUGAGAGAACGGAUUGAGCGAGUACUUGAUGCAGCCAGGUCCUCAUCAACAACUAAACCAACUUCUGUCAUUUUUUUCUUCUCACAUGGACUUGACAAUAGUAUCCAUUUGAAGCUUAAAGAUGAGUUUGGAGCCUUUAAUUUUGGCAUGGAAUUUUCUGAUUUUGAUCUUCAUUUAGCUGGGGAACAAGAGGGUGAGUGGAUAUAUAUUCUACAGAGAUCGUUUAGUAAAGCAGUAAUUAUCGAAGUGAAGGUUGGUUUUUCAAGUAAUGCUACUGUAGCAUUAGAAUAUGGGGGUAAUGACUUAGGUCUCAGUGUAGGUCCGUUCCUUAGGAUGGAGCAAGAACUCUCUAAAGAGUUUAUGGAUUUGAACUUGGGCAUCUCUUUCUGUUCACUCAUUUCAAGAAUGUCCUCAAGUUCUUCAAGUGCCAAUAAUGCUGAAUCUUGUGAGCAAGACAACUUGUCUUUGGGAGCUGAUCUAACAAACUUAGAUACAACUGCAUUGAUUGCUAUCGUGUCAGGAAUCAGUAAUGGCAGCGCACAAAAACUCUUAGCUCAGCCAGUAAAUGAAUUAAUAAGUCGUUACAAGAGCAAUUUCGAUUUUGUAGUGGAGCAGGUGACAUUUGAACUUGAUACUCCAAUCCAUGCCAAACUGGAAAGUGUUUUAUCGGGAAAGAGAUGGAUCGUAUGCUCAAGUGUAUGUUCGGAGUUCAAGGAAUUGGUUUCAAUGUGUGGGGGCCCAAAUGAGAAGUCCAGAGCCCAUUACUUACUAAAUUCCAUAAGGAUAGUGGAAGAUAGUCCAUCGGAGCGUAUGAUGAAUCUGCCUACGACAAGAAAACUGGCGAUGAAGAAUAAAGUCACGUUUGGGACUGGGGAUAAUUGGGGAGCCCCAACUUUAUCUGCAAAUAUGGCGUUUGUUAGAGCGGUUGCACAAACCGGGAUGUCUCUCUUCACAAUAGAGCACAAACCUAGAGCUUUAAUAGGGGACUAGCCUCCUCCUGUGUUUUAUACAUUUAUUUGCAUUAUAACAUCUUGUUUUAGGUUUUUC
Molecule: messenger RNA, 1512 nt
Organism: Impatiens glandulifera
Lineage: Eukaryota; Viridiplantae; Streptophyta; Magnoliopsida; Ericales; Balsaminaceae
Exons: 5
Coding region: 43-1455 (470 amino acids)
Source: RefSeq, a predicted model, not a curated record